Messenger RNA from Benincasa hispida (wax gourd), 1015 nucleotides. RefSeq names its product glycolipid transfer protein 1 (gene GLTP1). Lineage: Eukaryota; Viridiplantae; Streptophyta; Magnoliopsida; Cucurbitales; Cucurbitaceae. Gene Ontology annotation, biological process: intermembrane lipid transfer; ceramide transport. Gene Ontology annotation, molecular function: ceramide 1-phosphate transfer activity; ceramide 1-phosphate binding. Gene Ontology annotation, cellular component: cytoplasm; membrane; cytosol. The record is from RefSeq and is a predicted model, not a curated record.
UUUUCUUACUCAAAGCAUAAAAAUGGAGGUAACUGUGUUCAGCCCUGCCUUGGAAGGAAUUCAGCAUGUCAAAUCUGAUGCCGGGGAGAUUUUGACCAAGCCUUUCUUGGAAGCGUGCAAACAUAUUCUGCCUGUUAUUGACAAGUUUGGAGCUUCUAUGGCACUUGUUAAAACUGACAUUGGAGGCAACAUAUCGAGAUUGGAGUCCAAGUAUGCUAGCAACCCACCUGCAUUCAACUACUUGUAUAACUUGGUGAAACCCGAGAUUGAAAUUAAAACUGCAAAAGGAUCGUCCAGUUGCACAAAUGGUCUUCUUUGGUUGACAAGAGCAAUAGAUUUCUUGGUAGAACUGUUUCGCAACUUACUGGAGCAUCAGGAUUGGACAAUGUCUCGUGCCUGUACAGAAGCCUAUGGCAAGACUUUGAAAAAGUGGCAUGGUUGGCUGGCCAGUUCAAGUUUCAGUGUUGCCAUGAAGCUUGCUCCUGAUCGUAAGAAGUUUAUGGAAGUUAUAUCAGGCACUGGCAAUGUUGAAGCCGACAUAGAGAAAUUUUGUACAAGUUUUUCACCUCUCCUCCAAGAGAUUCACAAGUUUCUGGCUAGUGUUGGCAUGGACGAUCUCAAGGCUUCAUGAGAGGCUGGUUAUUGCUGAAAAUGAAGAUGAACUCUUCGCCUUUAUAUUGUGACAUCCUCUAUGCGCUUAUAUGAUGGCUUAUUUGAGAUCCCUUUGACAUCCCUAAAUUGAGACAUAAUCGUUAGACUUUUGAUCUUAUUUUCUUUGAUUUGGUAAUCCUAUGUUUCUAUUUUUAUGUGCUUUUGUUGUGUGUCGAAUCACAACUGGGCUCUUCAGAAUGAUCACAUUUUAUGUUCUAACGGGAAUUUGAAUCUUGUAAAAUCCUCUUUAAAUACCUUCGAGUCUGAUUGUUCUAAUAUUGGAAACAAUGGAAAGUUAUCUUUAUUAUGAUCAUUCUGACCGUAUACACUAUUAUCCAUAUAUAUAUAUAUAUUCAUUUCCCUA